UGUCCUUGACCGCUCUCCUGUCUAUGGAUCUUGAAGGUGCGUUUCGUUCGUUCGUUUUGAGAGUGACAAAGGAGAGAAGAGGCAGAGGGUCUCCAAAUCCAAUCAUCUGUUCUUGACGCUGCCAUAACAAGAACAGUACGGCCUCUGGUUUAUUAUUAUUCGGAGCGCACGACGAGGUUCGAUGGUGGUGAGAAACAAAUGGAGGCAGACGUCUCCAUCCUUCACUGCCGCGUUUUUCUGCGUCCACUCUUUCGCUUCUCUCCCAUUUCGUGGAAUUCUGCUCUGUAUAGAUACGUUGCUCUGAGCUUCAUGGUUUAGUUAGUGGCUUGAGCUACUUUGUGGCGAACUGGAAGCUUAAGAAGCCGAAUAAGCCUUUUGUGGUUAAUUAUCACCAUGGGAUUGGGAUUUCCAGGAGGACAUAGAGAAGGAUACAUAGGCCUUCCCGUCUUGUGGAUUACUAUAUUUUUCAUUAUGGGCACGACAACUGCAAACUUGGUCUUGAUUGGGAAGAACGUUUCUUUAACAUUCGAGGAUAUGGAAGCGAGCUUCACUCCAGUUGUUGUAGGUUCAGGAGAAUGUGGGAUGCUAUUUUUGGCUGAACCUCUUAAUGCCUGCAUCCCAUUGACUAAUGAUGUUGCUGGAUUAGAAGUUCCAAGAUCCCCAUUUGCAUUAAUUAUUAGAGGAGGGUGCACAUUUGAAGACAAAGUAAGAAAUGCACAGCAUGCUGGAUUCAAGGCAGCUAUCAUCUAUGAUGAUGAGGAUACUGGUGAUUUGAUUGCAAUGGCUGGGAACUCAGCAGGGAUCAGAAUCUAUGGAAUAUUUAUUUCUAAGGCAUCUGGUGAAAUGCUGAAGAAAUAUGCUGGCAUAAUUGAUAUGGAGUUAUGGAUAAUACCAACUUUUGAGAAUUCAGCAUGGUCUAUCAUGGCUAUCUCUUUCAUAUCUCUGCUUGCUAUAUCAGCUGUUAUUGCAAUAUGCUUCUUUGUGCGUAGGCAUCGAAUAAGAAGAGAUCGCCCUCAAGUUCCCUAUGUUCGUGAGGCUCAUGGAAUGAGCGGUCGUCUAGUGAAAGCAUUGCCAAGCGUCUUGUUCACUUCUGAUGUUGAACAUAACUGUACAUCAUGUACAUGUGCAAUAUGCCUUGAUGACUAUUCUCCUGGGGAAAAGCUAAGAGUACUGCCUUGCCACCACAAGUUUCAUGCUGUUUGUGUUGAUUCGUGGCUUACAAUCUGGAGAACUUUCUGCCCAGUGUGCAAGCGUGAUGUACGAGCAAGCAUAGGAAAUCCUCCAGCUUCCGAGUGCACACCUUUGCUUUCCCCAGCUAUUUCAGUUCCUGCAUCUCCGUCUUCCUCUGCUAUCUUCUCAUCCUCCCACUCAUUACGGACAGGUUCACCAGCCAUACGAAUAACUCAGGCGUCGUACCAUUCUCCUGCUAGCUCCCGCAGUCAAUCCCUUGCAAGUACUCCCAUUGUUCCAUAUUCGCUUAGGUCAUAUGGUAAUUCUUCAGCUGUGCGGUUCAGUCGAAGUUCUGCAGAUCUUCAAAAUUUAGCAUCUCAAAGAUCUCGUCCUCCUCAUCUCCCUUCACCUCAUUCAUUGGGAUUGCCUUACUUGUUUUCUCCUUCUGGUUCAAGGCACGGUUCGUAUCUCAUGGGAUCAACCAAUGCAUCACCGUUCUGUGUUGGAUCAUCAAGUAGGCCGCCAUGCCUAUUACAUCAUAGUGAAUCAACUACGAGCCUGUCUCCAUUUGCAUCUGCUCAGUCUUUACCUGAUUGCUGAUUCUUAUAGGUGUCUAAAGCUUGAAACCAUGUGUGUCAUGUAUAGACAAUUGGAGGUUCCGAGUUUUUUUCUCCUUUUUUUUUUUACCUUUGUUUCUGGCGGUUUUCUGAUUUCCGAGUUGGAGGAACUAUGAGGUUGAAGUUGCAGAGAUCACCCUUUUAGGUGAAGAGUCCUGCUUGCGGUCUACUAACCCUGCUUUGUUUUUGGCAAAUUGGAUUGAUUACUGUACUUGUAAAUCCUCUUCGCGGCAAUAUACAUGAUUUUGCAGGUUCUGUAUGCAUCGAUAAAGUUGGCAAUGGGCAUCUUUAUUUUUCUUC
Messenger RNA from Nymphaea colorata (pocket water lily), 2087 nucleotides. RefSeq names its product receptor homology region, transmembrane domain- and RING domain-containing protein 2-like. The coding region runs from base 394 to 1770 and encodes 458 amino acids. The transcript has 5 exons. The record is from RefSeq and is a predicted model, not a curated record. NCBI's taxonomy places the organism in Eukaryota, Viridiplantae, Streptophyta, Magnoliopsida, Nymphaeales, Nymphaeaceae.